Aspergillus melleus is the source of this 1065-nucleotide messenger RNA. RefSeq names its product transcription factor domain-containing protein. The transcript has a single exon. The record is from RefSeq and is a predicted model, not a curated record. NCBI's taxonomy places the organism in Eukaryota, Fungi, Ascomycota, Eurotiomycetes, Eurotiales, Aspergillaceae. Bases 1 to 1065 code for a protein of 354 amino acids.
AUGAACCUUCACUAUGACGGAGAGAGUCAACGUAUCGAACCAUUCGAAGUCGAAAUGCGACGUCGUCUUUGGUGGCACAUAUGCAUCCUUGACGUUCGAGCUGCGGAAAGCGACGGGUCGACACCCUACAUUAUGGAAUCUCAAUUCGAUACCAAACUACCGACGAAUGUCAGCGACGCCAAUCUCAACCCAGAUAUGGGUAGGGCUCCUCAACCGCAAGUUGGCAAGACGGAGAUGUUGUUCAGUCUGAUCCGAUUUGAAGUCAGCUAUUUUGGUCGUCAAAUCAUCUUCCCUGAUCGAUUUUGUCGCGACAAUGAAUAUCAUUUACGGUCGCCGUUGGAAAAAUGCACAUUAAUCGACAAAUUCAGAGCGUGCAUCGAAGAGCGAUACCUAGCUCAUUGCGAUAGUAGGAUUCCUUUUUAUUUCAUCACGAUUGCCUCGACUCGACUUAUCCUUGUGCGCUUCAAGCUCACUGUUGCAAAACCUCGCCCUGGGCUAGCCCAGAAAGACACAGCGCUGCCAGGUAACUUUCGAGGCAUCUGCAUAGACGUGUUGCAACAUGCGCGCGCUUUGCGACGGUAUGAACAUGGAAAGCAGUGGCUCUGGUUGUUCCAGACAUACGUCGAGUGGGAAGCGCUCGCCUGCCUCUUACUCGAUCUCUGUCUAACACUAUCCGAUGCUCCGGACCGGUUUGUAUGGGAUGUUGUAGAAGAUAUAUACAAUCACUGGAAACAGCAUGAAGAGGUGAACCGGUGGAGACGGUGGAGAAACAUCGAGGAGCUUUACACACAGGCAUUGACUAUGCGAGACAGCCCCAAGAGUAUCAUGCCAAGCCCGGUCUCGAAUGAUCAAGACACGGCAGCCCCUGAUAUCGAAUCUUCUCAACACCUCUCUCGUAUGUGGGAACUGGCUAACGCUGCGGCUGUCACUACUGGGGUUGAUGGCCCAUCGGUGCCGGUGACCGGUAACGAGGCGGCAGAAAUGCCGACAUCUGGUACUGCGUGCGAAUGGAGUGUUGGGUUGUUUGGACAAUAUUUUGAGAUGAUGGAUGGUCCGCUCACAUAG